Menidia menidia (Atlantic silverside) is the source of this 3608-nucleotide messenger RNA. The record is from the annotation of a GenBank genome assembly. NCBI's taxonomy places the organism in Eukaryota, Metazoa, Chordata, Actinopteri, Atheriniformes, Atherinopsidae.
GACGCUUAUCGCUUUCCGUAGACGUGCCGGUUUGUUUGUGCUAAAUAGCUAUGUGCUAGUAGCUGUUAAAAACCUCUUGAAUUUGGAAGUAAAUAAAGAGUCCAAUCAGAUUGGCGGAAAAUGGUUGUGAAUCUUUGUCUGCCGCAUUUUUACACAACAGCUCAUUGCAACAAGUUGUGUGCUGAUGGCUAUGAUGUCACAAACCUUGUGUCUGCUGACGCAGCUCUCCGUAGGCGGGGCUUUAAACUGGAGUACUUUCUCCGUCCGCCCCUGGAGAUGACCCUGAAGUUUGGCUUCCAGGUGGAGCUUUGCAGGGUGGAUGUGGAGCUGUGGCCUUGGGGAAUGGACCGAGGACAGGCUCACAAAAGACUGGAGAUCAGCACCAGUUCUGAUCUGCCAACCACCCGGCAAAAGCAGCUCGGACAAACGGACGAGAAAAAGAUGCAGCUGAAGGACCGCAAAGGCCAGAACGGACCGAAACACCGGAAAGAUGGCGGUAGAUCGCCGCGGAGCAAUGCGCACAUGUGGAGUUUCCAGGCCCGGCAGUCGGGCGACGCGUCGGCCGGUGACCCUCAACCGGCCAGCCGUGUGCUGGACAGUCACUCACACACUGAGUCCGGCACGUCUGAGCCCACGUUUAAGCUGGUAGCUCGUUGUGAACUGACAGAGGAGACUCGGCUCUGCUUCAGGCAUUCAAAUUAUCGCCCCCAGGCCCCCUUUCUGUCCCCUCCUCCCCCGCAGCCGGCCGGCUGCCGGCAGGAGGAGCUGUGGAGCCGGGGUCUGGCCUCUCUGGGCGCCGUCACGCAGCUCCGGGUGACCGUGCCCAUGGGCGGCGCCGCGUCCUCUCUGGGGCUCAAAGCGCUGGCCGUGUGGGGCCAGCCUGCUCGCUGCUGCCCCACAGAGGAAGUGGAGAGGAUCAAAAGAAUCCACGCGGCCAGUGAGAGACAGCUUUCCAGACCUACGUUUUUUGCCCCUUCUGCCCCUUCACCACCUGUACAGGUUCCUCCAAGUUUCUCCAUCCCAGAAGAGUUUCUGGAUCCUAUAACUCAGGAGGUGAUGAUGCUGCCCAUGCUGCUGCCAAGUGGAGUGUCGGUGGACAACUCCACCCUGGAGGAGCACCAAAAGAGGGAAGCCACCUGGGGUCGACCACCAAAUGACCCCUUUACCGGCGUGCCGUUCUCCUCGGCCUCCCAGCCUCUUCCCAACCCGCUGCUGAAGGGCCGCAUUGACCACUUCCUGCUUCAGAAAGGGCUGAUGCAGAGGGACGGCAUGCUAGGGGGACCGGACCAAAGGGAGAAGCCGCAAGCCUCAAGACUUGUAACCUCCCACACACAUAAACAGUCUCAGAAUUCUCCAUGUUCCAGUAAGAGUUCAGAGGACAGGUUCGGUGUUAAGUCCAGUUCUGAUGACAAAGAUUUGAACCGGACCUCUGACCAAACACAAGAUCCUGGAUCAGGGUCAUCGUCAAAUCACCAGAAACACACUCCUAACGCUCGCAUCGUUCGGACAGAAAUUAAGUCAGAGAUGGACCGAAGGAAGAAACGAGACAUAAGUGAGAUUUUCAAAGAAUCCACGGAAGUGUCAACAAGUAAAAAGCAGCCGCAACCUGAGACGAAAAGACCAAGAACCGAUUUGAUUUCCGCCCCCAGCGGCAGCACUCAUGAGCAGCGUUUGUCAGCUAGUUUGGACGAGGCCCUCCUCUCUGCCCUGAGGGGUCGACCCUCCUUCACGUCAAACCUGCCCCAACAAAGUGACUCUACCCCUCUGAGUGGCACAAAGCAGAGCGAGAGUGCGAACAUUUCCAACACGUCUCCAGGUGGAAACACCUGCUCGGCGUGCGCCGGCUCGCUGUCUGCGUACUCCACAUCGGCCUCGCACAUCUACCGGCUGGUCUGCGGCCACUAUCUCUGCCGCCCAUGCCUCCGAGAUGAAUCCAAACCAUCGAGCGGGGACUCCGCAGCGGCCUCCAGUCCCCUUUUGUGUUCGACUUGCCAAAACCCUUCCCCUCGUGGUCACAUCACGCGUGUUCAUCGCUGACAGAUAAGACGCAGACGGACACCUCAAAACGAUUCCCCACCAUUAGAUUUACAGCUGAACAUUCGGGUCCUGGAUUUAAUCCACCCCACUCCUGAUUCACUUUGCUGGAUACUACCUCUGUUGCACUUUUGAAUAAACUCUAAACAUGCCAAAUCCUCCAUUUGUUGGAUGUACUUUUCUGUUUAAGACACUUUACAGAACUACUGCCAAGCUUGUCUGUCAUUUGCCUUUAUUCCUCACUCAAAUGUGUUUUUACCGCAUCUCUUUCGGUGAAUUGUCUCUACUUUUUCUUUUUUUAGCUUGCAUUGUCUCAGAUUCAUCAUAUUAGAUUCUGUUGACCAACAGAGGAACAGCUAACGUCAUUUUGAAAGCACGAGUGUAUCAAAAGACACCUGCGUAUGUAACAUCUCCUGUCGUCUUCCAGCCUGUCUCUCUUUCUUCGCCUGCUCAUUGGAAGUGUAAUUGCAGCCUUGGUACUGCCCUCUUCUACAGAUGUUGGAAAAUAAAGAUGCAUUGAGAAUGCACAAUGAGAAGGCUGAGGGACAGCGACACUGAGCUGGAGCCUCGAGAAUUUGAGUGGACAUAGAGUUGAUCCAAGGCUCUGUGGUCAUUGUGAAGGAAGCCAUGUGUAUUCCGUGCUCAUGUCUGGCCCUUACUUCCUCACGUCCUAUUAGGAUGUACUUUUGGAGCAACGGAAAAAGAUUUACAGUUCUUUAUUAAAAUGCUGACCAACUACUUCAAAUCAGAUCCUUUCAAAAGUUUUAAUUCCCCGUGCUUUCAAGGUAUGCGGUUAAACAUGUUCGUUUUUGCUCUCACGAUGGCGUGAGCCAUUGUGCGCAAAAGGGUUAAACAGAGCAAAGGCGGGGAUGUGGUGUAUAUUAUUCCCAAUAACAAACAGCAUCCUUUCUGCGUUGGUUACCCCGGUAACGUUUAGCUUAACGGGGGUCGUGAUCCCGUACCCGCUCAGUGAGACUGAAAUCACCGGCUCCGUAUGCGUAAUGAAGACAUGUGCAUCUCAGCUUCAGCUGGAACUGGCGGAUAUAUAAAUGAGGCUAAAUCAGGCAGUGUCAGAGUCAUUUUCUCUGCUAUAGACUUUGUCAAGGUAACUUAGAACACCACGCACAGACAAGAAAUGUACUUCUACAUUACAGCGUCUGACACGUAUAACGUCUUUUCAUGGUCAAGAAAGGCAGGGAACACGUUUUUCCAGAACAAACUUUUUAUUUCAUACAGUUCAGGAUAGAAGUUCUGAUUAUGUGAGUUCCUAUUUUGUCUUUAUACCUUGAUCUCACUUGAAUGCUAUAAUGCUCAUUAGGGCUUUCCUUCAGAAAUUAACCUCCCGAUGUUCAGUUUUGCCAUUUGUCAUUUACUUGAUCAUCUGCAUCACAACAGCUAAUAGGAGACAUACAACUCUCAGCAUGCAGCCGCACUCAGAGCAGAAUAAUCACCUGAAAAUAUGUUUAUUUCAAAUGCUAAUUUUGUUUUGCCAAUCAGUAGUUUACAUAGGUCAUCCGAGUAAUUUUAAUGACCCCGAGGUUGUCAUGAUGCCGCCACAGUUCUCCAAAUGGGGC